CUUCCAGCCAGCAUCACACCACACCAGAUUUCUUUAGUCUGUGGCCUGAACAUCGGAGCAGGUAGACAAAAGAAGAGAGAAGAAUGGAGGACAAUCCAUUGCCAAAGGUCUUCAACGACCCUAUUCACGGUCACAUUGAGAUGCCUCGUCUGUUGGUGAAAAUAAUCGAUACUCCACAGUUUCAGCGUUUGAGGAACAUUAAGCAAUUUGGAGGAGGUUAUUAUGUUUAUCCAGGAGCUUCUCACAAUCGCUUUGAGCACUCCAUUGGUGUGGCUCACCUGGCAGGAAAGCUUGUACAGAGGUUGAGAACUCAGGAGGAUUUGGGUAUAACUGACAUUGAUGAACUCUGUGUGCAGAUUGCAGGACUGUGCCAUGACCUGGGUCAUGGCCCAUUCUCUCAUGCAUUUGAUGAAGUCGUGCAGGAACUAAAAAAAGAAAAACAAGAAGAAGAAAAGAAAGAAACAAAAGAAGAAGAAGAAGAAAAGAACAAGUGGAAGCAUGAAGCAGCAUCAGUCAAAAUGUUUGAUCAUCUGAUUAAAGAAAAUGGCAUUGAUGACAUCAUGAAAGAGCAUGGAUUUAAAGAAGAAGACUUCAAGUUUAUCAAGGAGCUUAUCCACCAUCCACCAAGCAAGAACGGUGGCCUUCCCACCUCCUCUCAGUGGCCAUACAAAGGAAGAACAAAGGAGAAGUCCUUUUUGUAUCAGAUCGUGGCCAAUCACACAACUGGCAUUGAUGUUGACAAAAUGGAUUAUUUCAGUCGGGAUUGCCACCAUCUGGGUAUGAAAUCCAACUUCAGCCAUGAACGUUACAUGAUGUUUGCACGAGUUUGCACUGAUGAGAAUGGUGAAAAGCAGAUCUGCGUAAGAGACAAGGAAGCAAUGAACAUGUACGAGCUCUUUCAGAUUCGUAACCUCAUACGCAAAAACGCUUGUCACCACAGGGUUGCAACUGCAGUUGAACUCAUGAUUGUGGAUGCACUCAAAGCAGCUGCCAAAAGCUUUAAACUGGGUGACAAAAAACUCACCAUCCUUGAAGCAGUAGACGACCCUGAAACUUACAUGUAUCUUACAGAUGACAUUCUUCAGCAAAUCCUACGCUCACCAGACGAAAACCUCAGAACAGCACAGGACAUCAUCAGAAGAAUUUUAAAACGUGAUCUUUACAAGUUCAUUGGUGGGAAAAUAUUUGACCCUGCAAAACUGAAACACUUGAUGAAGAAUGAAAAAGAGUGGAAGGAAGAAUUACUCACAGAAAAGCUGAAUGCCUGGUUGAGAAAAGUCAAGGAAGUGAAUGGUGAUCAGCAGCUCAAGGCAGUCGACUUUAAAGUUUUGCCUAUCAAUUUCAACUAUGGCAUGGAAGAGAAGAAUCCAAUUGAUGCUCUACGAUUCUAUAGGAGAGAUAAGCCAGACAUAUCAAUACAGCUGUCCAAAGAUGAGGUCUCAUACCUCCUGCCUGAGAAAUUUGCUGAAAUCAAAGUCAUGGUUUUCUACAAGGGAGAAAACACAGCUGUUGAGGACCUCACAGAGCAUAUAAAAGAAUUCUGGAAUUACCUGGACCCUGUCUUUGCAGUGGUAAACAAUCCCAGCACUUACAUGGAUCUCUCAGUUGUCAAACCAGAUUUGCUUCAGCAAUUCCGACACUCAGCAGAGGAAAAAACUGAGAGAUUUUUAAAACAGCGCUCUUACAAGAUCAUUGCUGAGAAAAUAUUUAACAAGGUGGAACUGAAACAGUUCGACAGUGAGGAGCAGUGGAAGGUGAAGGUGGAGGCUUGGUUGGACGAUGUCCAAAAACCUGGUGGUAAGCAGCCAAAAUUCACCGCAGAUGACUUUAAAGUGGUCCAUUACUCCCUGCCUGACAAAACAGACUCAACUAAGGUCCUUCUUUUGUACAAGGGACUGCCCGAAGAGGAUACUGAAAAAUUCUGGGAAGAAGUGCUGAAGGAUCUGAAACUCUCUGCUUCAGAGAAGAAGACCAUCACUUAUGUGGACCUCAUAGAUGGCAAACCUCUGGCAAUCAUAUGCCUGCUAAUCUCAGCAGCACAUGGAAUAAUUGAGGAACUCCUAAAACAGGGUUUUUUUAUCUUUGAAGAGAAAAUAUUCAAAGCUGAGCAUCUGAAACACUUGCAAAGUGAUGACCAGUGGAAGGAGAAGCUGAAGGCCUGGUUGAAAAAUGUCCAGAAAAAAGCUGGUGGUAAGCAGCCUGCUCGAAAUGUAGCAGACUUUAAAGUGAUCUCGUACGCCCUGCCUGGCCAACCUAAUUUCAUCAAUGUCAUGCUCUUCUACAAAGGACUGCACAAAGAGGAGAUUGACAAAUUGUGGCACAAAGUGUGAAAGGUUCCAGGGGAUCAGCAAGAGGCUCCACCCUCCAAAAGACCAAAAUGCUUAUGAGAAAACUGAGACAUACUGAAAAUCUAGGGGUCUUUUCACUAAAUCAGGGCCAUUGUGUGAAUCAUUAUCAUUAGCCAUCUACAUUAAACCCUUUUCUCUAUUCUGCUCUAAAGGUGGUACCAUUUUAUCUGAAGGGUGUUGUUUUAUGUGUGUUUAUUAACAGGUGAAUCUCUUCUAUAAGAAAGUUACUGACAUUUUGGAAGAAGCUGAGCUCUCUUGUAGAGAUAGUUUGAGUGGACAGAAAAAUGUUUAUAACUGCAGCAUUAUGUUCUCUUCUUACAUCUGAGAUCAUGGAAAAGACUUGGUGUGACUUACAAAUUACAACAUCUGUAAUAUGUUUGAAUUACACAGCAGCCCACAACAUUCCAUCUACUCAAUGGAGAGUAACUUGAUUUUUUAGUUCUUCAAGACAGGCAAAGAAAUUGAUUGUUGAGUGUG
Colossoma macropomum (tambaqui) is the source of this 2825-nucleotide messenger RNA. Its product is annotated as deoxynucleoside triphosphate triphosphohydrolase SAMHD1-like. Gene Ontology annotation, molecular function: dGTPase activity. The transcript is spliced from 22 exons. Gene Ontology annotation, cellular component: nucleus. The record is from RefSeq and is a predicted model, not a curated record. Lineage: Eukaryota; Metazoa; Chordata; Actinopteri; Characiformes; Serrasalmidae. Gene Ontology annotation, biological process: dGTP catabolic process. The coding region runs from base 84 to 2330 and encodes 748 amino acids.